AUGCUAUUUCCUCGCGUGAGGACCCCCGGUAUUCGACUCCGGGCUACGCAUCCACACACACAACAUUGGAACCAUAUUCACCCCACAUCGUACGCCGGUACAGCUUCGUUCUCGACGUCGCAAACUAGACGCGCAACAAGCCGUGAACCCAACCACUAUGAAGUCCUCGAAGUACCCAUAACGGCGUCAGCAGCGGAGAUCAAAAAAAAUUUCUAUGCCCUCUCCCUCCGCCACCAUCCAGACCGCAACCGCAACGACCCAAAGGCCUCCUCACGCUUCGCCCGAAUCUCCUCCGCCUACGAAAUACUCAGCAACCACACCAAACGCGCCGCCUACGACCGUGAACAUGGGAUCAUAGCCCACCAUUCAACACACAGCACCGCAAACCCUGGCCAACACCCCAUGGGCAGCCACAUUCCGUGGGCCGCCCCCCAGUUCUAUGCGCAUGGGGGGUACGGGAAUAGGAAGGCUCCCCGGGGAGCGUCGUCGUCUUCGGCUGCGGGCGGCUGGAGCGAGCAUGAUCCUACGGCAUUUAUUUAUCGAAACCCUGUGAAUCAUUUUGAUGCGCCGGGGCAUUAUAAGACACAGUCAGCUGAGGAUGCGAGGCGGAAGGAGAGGCGGUCGAAGGAGAUGGGUGCGGAGAUGAAUGAUCGGUAUAUUGGAAGUCGCGGAGAUUUUGCUGUGCGGUUUAUUAUCGUUUGCGGCAUUCUGGUGGGCGCUGGGUCUAUGACGGGUUUUAUCGGUUGGCCUGGGGAACGGGGCACCAAGGCUAGCGGUAGUAAACCGGCUCGGCGGAAAGAAGAGUGA
Messenger RNA from Aspergillus nomiae NRRL 13137, 807 nucleotides. RefSeq names its product DnaJ domain protein. The coding region runs from base 1 to 807 and encodes 268 amino acids. The record is from RefSeq and is a predicted model, not a curated record. NCBI's taxonomy places the organism in Eukaryota, Fungi, Ascomycota, Eurotiomycetes, Eurotiales, Aspergillaceae. The transcript is spliced from 3 exons.